Molecule: messenger RNA, 2974 nt
Organism: Lactuca sativa (garden lettuce)
Lineage: Eukaryota; Viridiplantae; Streptophyta; Magnoliopsida; Asterales; Asteraceae
Product: mediator of RNA polymerase II transcription subunit 15a
Biological process (GO): regulation of DNA-templated transcription
Molecular function (GO): chromatin DNA binding; transcription coactivator activity
Source: RefSeq, a predicted model, not a curated record
AGCUCUUCUACAUCAUUUCCAUUUCCAUUUCCAUUUCCAUGUAAAUUGUAAGCCAUAGUUUGCAACUGCUACGUCUACGACUUCUUUUUGCGUUCACUGUCUCUCGUUGAAGUAGGAUCGAUCAUCUUUCACGUCUCCGUCACCGGUAACCUAAUGCGAUUUGACUCUUCCUAACACCCGAUCACCCGCAAGAGUGGAAAUCAAUUAUCAAAUAGGAAAUGGAUACAAGUAAUUGGAGGCAUAUUGACGAUGGAAGUGGCGAUGUUGGUGACUCCUCUAUGGAAUCUAGUGAUUGGAGGGCUCAACUGCAAGCAGAUUUAAGGGAAAGGAUGGUGAACAGGAUAUUGGAUGCCAUGAAGAUGCACCUUCAGGUCUCUGGAGAUGAGGGGCUACAGGAGCUUAGGAAAGUAGCUGUGAGUUUUGAAGAGAAGAUUUAUGCCACUGCAACAAGUCAGUCUGAUUAUAUGCGGAAGACAUGUUUCAAGAUAUUGACUAUCGAAACCAGAUCACAAAAUCCCAUGCCAGAUGCUAAUAGUGUAAACAACUCAGAUCCAGCAUCAUUAGAUUCCACAAAUGGUGAAGACUGGCAAGAGGAAGUUUACGAAAAGAUAAAAAUUAUGAAGGAUCUUUAUCUACAAGAUUUGAAUGACAUGCACCAGAAACUUGUUCGCAAAUUGCAGCAGCAUGAUUCUCUUCCUCAGCAAUCAAAUAAUGAGCAACUUGAGAAGCUGAAAGCAUUCAAAAACAUGUUGGAGCGUUUCAUGGCAUUCUUACAAAUCCAAAAGCACAACAUUUUAGUCAACUAUAAAGACAAACUGAGUACUUACGAGAAGCAGAUCAUCCAUAUCAUCACCUCAAACCUCCGGAAACCUGCCGCCACUCAGCAGCCACCACCACAACCACUUCCUCCACCACCACAUAUGCAUUCUGUGCAACAAAAUAUCAGUAUGAAUGGUUCUCUACAGCAAAAUUCAGUGAAUGGGACUGCUGCCCAACAAGUAAACAUAAAUCCUUUGGUGUCACAUAAUGGGAUAGCUCAGACGGGAAAUGAAAAUGAUGGAGAUUGGCAGGAGGAAGUGUAUCAAAAGAUAAAAGCUAUGAAGGAUCUGUAUCUACCAGAUUUGAAUGACAUGCACCAUAAAAUUCUUAGCAAAUUGCUACAGCACGAUUCUCUUCCUCAGCAGCCAAAGAACGAGCAACUUGAGAGGCUGAGAAUAUUCAAAAACAUGUUGGAACGUUUCAUGGCAUUCUUACAAAUCCAAAAGCACAACAUUUUAGUCAGCUAUAAAGACAAACUUAGUAUUUAUGAGAAGCAAAUCGUCCAUAUCAUCACCUCAAAUCACCGGAAACCUGCCCCCACACAACAACAACAACCACAACCACCACAUAUGCAAUCACAAUCACAAUCACAACAAACACACGAAAACCCAAUGACUUCCCAAAUGCAAACAGUCAAUCUACAGCAAACUUCUCUAUCUGGGGGUUCAACUUCAAAUUCUCAACAGACAGGGAUGAGUUCAAUACUUGACUCGGUGAGUGGGAGUGGGGCCCAACAAGUGAACAUAAAUCCAAUGGUGUCUGAUGGGGCAAUAGGUACCCUACAGGUGAACACAAUCAUGCUUCAUAUUAAACAACAACAACAACAACAGCUUCUUCGAAGCCAACAACUGAAACAAUUUCAAAAUCGCCAAAUGCAGCAACAGUUCCUUCAGAAACAACAGCAGCAGUUCAGACAACCAGAAGGAAACCAAGUUAACCAGACGACUCAGCUUCAUGAUGGUGGUGGUGAUAUGAAACUCAGACAAGAACAAAUGAUGCCAGGUGGCAGUCUGUUUUCAACUCAGUUAAUUCCAGGUGGUGGGUCCCCACAGAUUGAGGGACAAAAUAUGUUUAAAACUAUGCAAUCUGCCAACUCCAACAUUGGACAUGGGCAGGCAGUGUUGACUAGUCAAUCUCUUGCUAUUGGGACACCUGGCAUAUCGGCUGAGUUUACUAGUCCAGAUGGGAAUGGUUCGAUUGCUAAGUCUAGUGCUGCAGAACAGCCUAUUGAGAGGUUACUCAAAGUGGUGAAAUCAAUUUCAUCGAAUGCAUUGACUGCUUCUGUUAGUGACAUUGGUUCGGUUGUGAGUAUGAUUGAUAGGAUUACAGGAUCAGCACCAGGUAACAGAUCAAAAGCUGCAGUUGGUGAGGAUUUGGUUGCCAUGACAAAAUGUCAUCUUCAAGAAACAUCUUUUGCCACUCAAGAUGGAACCACUUCCACUUCCACUUCCACUUCCAAUCCCAUCAGGAAGAAGAUGAAAUGCUUUACAACUGCAAUGCCUUUCAAUGUUGCAGUCAAAAGGCCACGGAUUGAGACAAACCACUCCCUUUUGGAUGAAAUAAAAGAGAUAAACCGGGGACUCAUAGACACUGUGGUGGAUAUUAGCGCGGAGGAUGUUGACGGAACUGUGGUUAAAUGCUCGUUCAAUGCAGUAGCUCUCGGUUCCAACUUAAAGUCCCAAUAUGCUUCUGCCCAAAUGUCACCUAUUCAACCUCUACGAUUGCUCGUUCCUGCAAAUUAUCCGAAUUGUUCCCCGAUACUCUUGGAUAAGUUUCCCAUCGAAAUCAGCAAUGAGUAUGAGGAUCUAUCAGUGAAGGUGAAAUCAAGGUUCAGUAUAUCUCUAAGAAGCCUGUCACAACCGAUGUCACUUAAAGAAAUUGCAAGGACUUGGGAUAUUUGUGCACGUGCUGUUAUCUCUGAGUAUGCUCAGCAAACUGGUGGUGGUACCUUCAGCUCUAAAUAUGGUACAUGGGAGAACUGCUUAAGUGUGGUAAACUAACUAGUAUGUAUACUAAUUGCUCUUUGAAGCUAAAAGUGUAAUUAUUGUUGCAAAGACUACUAAUGCUGUUUGUUUGAUUGUCUCUGUCUACACUUAAUUUGGCUUAUAAGGUUAUGCUUGCGUGCGUAUAUAAGAAAAAAAAAACUAUGAAUCUA